Photinus pyralis (common eastern firefly) is the source of this 4142-nucleotide messenger RNA. RefSeq names its product arfGAP with SH3 domain, ANK repeat and PH domain-containing protein (gene Asap). Gene Ontology annotation, cellular component: cytoplasm. The record is from RefSeq and is a predicted model, not a curated record. Bases 225 to 3371 code for a protein of 1048 amino acids. Lineage: Eukaryota; Metazoa; Arthropoda; Insecta; Coleoptera; Lampyridae. Gene Ontology annotation, biological process: positive regulation of GTPase activity. The transcript is spliced from 16 exons. Gene Ontology annotation, molecular function: protein binding; GTPase activator activity.
GGAUAGCACCGUGCAUUUUUGGGGUGUAAAAAACUAAAACAGAAUUCACCAUUUAAUAAAAUCAAAUAAAAGAUGAUCGUUUUGGCGAAAUAAAAUUAAAUUAUUAAAUUCCUAUCUACUAAUGUUUAGUGAUGAAAGAUGCAAUGUAAUUAAAGUGUUAAAUUUAAAAAUCCCGUAAAGCAAUUGCCUGUUUUGUGAGUGAAUUGUUUUGAGGGAUAUCCAGAAUGCCAAGUCUAAUUGGGGUGUCUGAAUUUGUGGAUGAAACCAGGGAAGAUUACAACUCUCCUAUAACAUCUACAUUUGUAUCAAGGAUGCAGCAUUGCAGAAAUACAAUUACAGCACUUGAAGAGACUCUGGAUUUUGACAGAGAUGGGUUAACGAAAAUGAAAAAGGCAAUUAAGGCUAUCUAUACUUCGGGGAACACCCACGUUGAUAAUGAAAUGUACUUAGCGAGAGCGUUAGAAAAAAUUGGAAGCAACGCCAUUUCGAAAGAUCAGGAAAACGACAUUGGAGCCGCAUUUAUUAAAUUUGCGGUAGUGACAAAAGAGCUGUCCGCUUUAAUGAAAACAUUAAUGCAGAAUAUAAAUAAUAUUGUUAUGUUUCCUUUAGAUAAUUUAUUGAAAGGCGAUUUAAGAGGCGUUAAAGGUGAUUUGAGAAGACCGUUCGAUAAAGCGUGGAAGGACUACGAGAACAAAUAUGUUAAAAUUGAAAAGGAAAAGAAGCAGCAAGCUAAAGAAGCGGGUUUAAUACGAACCGAAGUAACCAGUGCCGAAAUCGCAGACGAGAUGGAAAAGGAAAGGCGAUUGUUUCAGUUGCAAAUGUGUGAAUAUUUAAUUAAAUUUAACGAGAUUAAAACAAAGAAGGGUAUAGACUUAUUGCAGAACCUCGUUGAAUAUUAUCAUGCUCAAACAAAUUACUUUCAAGAUGGCUUAAAAACAAUAGAGCAUUUUGGUAGUUACGUGGCAGAUUUAAGUAUUAAGUUACAAAAAAUUAAACAAAAGCAAGAAGAUGAGAGAAGAAAAUUGACUGAUCUCCGUACGCUUAUCCGAGCGGUUCCAGGUAUCGAUAAAGAGGUACCUAUACUACCAGACAAGGGUGCCGGUUAUUCCCUCCAUCAACUACAAGGAGAUAAACACCAUGGUGUAACUCGUACAGGUCAUCUUUUAAAAAAAUCGGAAGGGAAAAUGCGGCGCGUUUGGCAGAAGCGAAAGUGUCGAGUGCAAGCGGAAGGCUUUUUGGAUAUUUGUCACGCCGACGAGAAUAAGCCACCGACUCGCGUUAACCUAUUAACUUGCCAAAUUAAAAUGGUUCCAGACGAUAAACGAGGCUUUGAUCUCAUUUCAUAUAAUCGCACCUAUCACUUUCAAGCGGAGGAUGAAGCAGAUCAACAUGCGUGGAUGUCGGUUUUGAUUAAUUGCAAAGAGAUGGCGCUGAUGAAGGCUUUUGAUGAUAGCAGCAAGAGCGGUAGCAAUAAGGUGAAUCACAGUUUGAUUGAACUUCAGCAAGCAAUUAUUCGUUACAUUCAAAGGAUUCCCGGAAACGAUCAUUGCUGUGAUUGUAAUUCACAAAAUGAUGCUACGUGGUUGUCGACAAAUUUUGGUGUAAUAGUGUGUAUAGAAUGUUCUGGAAUACAUAGAGAUUUAGGUGUUCACAUAUCCCGUAUACAAUCAUUGACGUUAGAUAAUUUAGGUACCAGCCAGUUACUACUGGCUCGAUUUAUGACUAAUCAAACAUUCAAUGAUAUUAUGGAAGCGAAUUUAGUUUUUGGUAACAAACCCACACCGUCCAGUAGUAUGGAAGAGAGAUUUAGUUUUAUUAGAGCAAAAUAUGUAGAAAAGCGUUAUGGUAUGAAAACUUGUGAAAGUGAAAGAGAUAAACUGUGUGACUUGGAGGAUGCCAUUAGUAAUGGUGACUUAAGUUUACUGUUGCAAGCGUUUGCUGAAAAUGUCGACUUCACUGCUCCAUUACCUUCUUCGGAUAUGGGAGGUACUGCGUUACACCAUGCCAUUAUGAAGGAGAAUGGAAAAUCCUUGCCCGUAGUAGAUUUCUUAGUACAAAAUAUGUCCUCGCAGGGACUGGAUAAACUGACGGCUCCACCCAAUUCUCCAGAUGUUAUGGGUUGUAAUUCUGCUCUACACUUAUGCGCAUUGUACGACAAAUCGGAGUGUAUGAAAUUGUUACUUCGUAGCGGUGCGGACAUUACCAUACGCAAUUCGCAGGACAAGACACCAUUUGAAAUAGCACAAGUGAUGGGGCACCAUAGUUGCCAAGAAUUAUUGCAGAAUGUGGUGAAUAGACAGAAGCAUUUGUUUGACAAUGUAAAUAUAGAUUGGAACCUAUCGCACGAUGACGGUUCUACAGACUUUUCUGACGACGAUACUAUAAUAAUCGACGAUAGGAACGGCUCACUCACCCCCGAAAGAAAGAAUCGUUCUAGACCACCUAGUUAUACAGGAGCAGAUUCUCCAGUAACCUUGCGUUCUAGAUCGUCUACUUGUGAUAGUCUGCAGUCUGGUAGCAGUCCUAAUAGUAAUACAAAACAAAUGCCACCACCUCCUCCUCCUCAAUCGCGAAAACCUGUGAUAGUUAAUCUCCACGGAAGCUUAAAAAAAAGAGUAGCACCCAUGCCUCCGGCCGGCGCAGUCUUUGGUUCUAAUGCGACUCCGAUUUCUGGUGCAGCAACGAUGUAUGGCACAUUACCAAGCUGUCAUACUCGUACACCUUCCGAUCCUGCAGUUGCUGCUAGUUACCAUACCUUAAGUCAUACUCAUAAACGUUCGCCAAGUAGUGAUUCAAAUGCCAGUAGAUCUGUGAUUCACAUGGGUAAUAAACUAGUCAUAUCUUCCGAGAAUAAAAAUUCGGAAAAAUUGUUACUUAAAAGACCACAGAAUCCACCUCCACCUGCGCCAAAUUCUGGAAACAGAUUAUCAAAUGGACGUUCUUCAGAAAGUAUAUCAUCUUUGGCGUCAGAUUUUGAAGUUACCGGAGAACCUGUGCCUCCCCCUCGCAGAAGGAAACCUAUUUGUCAACUGAGGAAUCGUGCAGAAGAAAGUGAUGUAAUUAAUGUGGCGUCAGAUUCUCCUAUGCAUAAAAUAUCAACUAGUCCGGCAUCUACAGUGUCUGUUUCAUCGCCACGUGCCAUUCCGAAUAGAACGUUAUAUGUGCCAAAUGGAAGCAACAUCAGAAGAUGUCGAGCGCUCUACGAUUGUCAGGCGGACAAUGAUGACGAACUAUCUUUUCAAGAGGGGGAAAUUAUUAUCGUAAUCAAUGAGCAUACGGAUGAUGAGAAUUGGAUGGAAGGUGUGGUCGAAAACCAACCGGAUCGUCGUGGAAUGUUUCCUAUAAGUUUUGUGCAUAUGUUACCAGAUUAGUGUUAUUUUAAAUUUAUGUAUAUAAAUUAGCGUGACGUGUUGUCUAUGCUACACAUAUAGUCCACAGAAUGUAUAUGUUCAUUGAAUUUAGUUGAGGAAGCGUCAGUUUUAUAUUGUGAUAUUCUAACUUUUAACUUAAUUAUUUCUUUAUCAUCGUACUGCUAUGUUAGGAUUAGUAGUGAAUUAAUUUCUUUUUGCUUACAGGUGCUACACAGAUUAAAAUUAUGUAUUAAACUGAAAUUGAAAUUUAAGUCCAUGUACUGUAAUUAUAAUUUCUAUUACCGGUGGAUAGAACACUGUGAAGUAGUUCUAAAAUGUGGCGAUUUAUUUGGAUGUGUUUAUCAGUACUUUAUCCGCUCGGUCCAGAGUAUUGCACAAAUUAUUGUAUAUAGCCAUAUUUUUGUAGAAAUUUAUUUGAUAAGUGUAUCUGUUACUGUGUUUCAAUUACUAAACCAAAGAAAAAGAGUCUAUCUGAGAAAUGAGGAGUAUCAUAAACCUGUAAAUACUUUCCGCACAUUUUAGACUUACCCUAAAAUGUUGUAUUAUUUAUUGUGCAAUUGGCCACAUACUUUCCGUUUCAUUACUACAGCCUGCAAAAAUUGUAUUAAUGAAUACAUAUCUCUUUGUGUGCUAAUUUAAUUUACAGUAUUCGAGAAUGCACAGACAGGCUUAUGUGACAUGGCUUUAAUUGUGUAUGUAAUAUAUAAAUAAUCCUGUAAUUUGUACGUUGCAAAUACAGAUUUUAUUAAAUUAAUAUCCGAAGUAAUAAUA